UGCAUGUGUGAGUACAUGUACAGUAUGUGUGUGAGUACAUGUAUGUGCAUGAGUACAUGCAUGUGUGAGUACAUGUACAGUAUGUGUGUGAGUACAUGUAUGUGCAUGAGUACAUGCAUGUGUGAGUACAAGUACAGUAUGUGUGUGAGUACAAGUACAGUAUGGGUACAUGUAUAUUCACUGCUCCAUAGGGGGUCAUGUGUUACUCUGUGAUGGCUUCUUGACUUGAGGUAUGACAUGUACUUUCGGAACUUCAAAACUUCGUAAGUAUUUUAAGUGAUUAGUACAUUUUUCUAGCAGUGACAAAAUAUUGGCUCUGAGUCAAGUUUGGUUAUGUACAGAAGGCUUUUGAACAUGUUACUGUACAUGAAGUGAUCUGGGGUUGGGUAAGUCGCUGUCGCAUAAAUCUAAUCUGUUGUACUGUUUUGUUUCGAUCAGAUACAAAUAUCACUUUCCUUGUAGGAAUACUAAGCUCAAAGGGUCAAACAAUCUCCAGUGAAAUGCUCCAGACCAAACCAAGCUGAGCUCAAGAUCUGGAGAUGCAGCAGCUCAGAACCCCAGUGUAUGAAAUGUCCCUCACGAGGAGUGGGGCUGCACAGUGCAGGAGCAGGCAGGAGCGGGACUGAAAAUUCUGUCCUGCGCAGACCUCUACAAGGGGCCAUUUAAUGGCACACUUUAUUUCUCACCUUUUGAAAAUCAGGGUUGUAGAAAAUGGGCUCCUCCUGGACACACCCAGUCUGAGAAAUGGAUUGAACAUUUUGACAUUCGACAUUUAGACGAAGUACUGCUUCAAAGUGCCAGUGUGGUACUACUGGUACCAGGUAAAAAAAAAGAAAAAAAAAGAAAUGCUGAAAAUAAAGUUUCUGAGCAGUUUCACCACACACAAAUGAUAACAACUUUUGCAGUUAUGACUAACUGCACGUCUGAUAAUAAUAUUCAUGCAGUUUGUUGGAUGCCUCAGACCAGACUUCAGAGGCUCAUGUCUCGUGUUUCUACUUCUAAUUCACUGCUCACUCACUGACUUAAAAACUUAUAGAACAAAAACUUGAAAAUUCAUAGGAAAAGAACAUUUUGUACAAAACUCUAAGCUACAGUUAGGGACCAGGGGUAGGCAGUGUCUUUCCACUGUUGAGGUGCUCUGUGCCAGUUUGGUCCCUUUAACAAUGGGGUGAUGGAUCUGUGUGUGGAUACGGUCAACACAAGGAAACACUGAGUAAGAGUCAUGGUGCUGUGGAGACGCACUGAGCAGGCUGCAGUUUGGAACACGUCCAUUCAGUGGCAGACAGCACUAUCCACUUUAAUGUUUUAGGUACUGGCACAUACAUGUCUUAUAUAAGCACACUCCCUGUAGUACGCUCUGUAUGAAGGAAGUGCUCGCAGCUAAAGUAUUAGCAGUAGCAGGAAAUAUGUAUUACAUACUGGAGUCGCAGAAGUAUUAGUGGUGACAGUAGUGAUAAGAACAAGCUUUAUGGUGCUCUGACACCAACAGUUGCAGUAGAGUUCAAGUUGUAUUCAAACAAAACAAAAAGUCAAUAUAAUAGCAGUAGUCACUUUUGUAGCAGUCACAAUAGAAAUAAUAUUAGUCAAAGUGAUUGUAACAGAAAUUGUACAAUCAAAGCAGUGCUAACAGAAGUAGUGCUAUUAGUAUUAUUAGUGUUAGUAGUAGUAGUAAAGUAGUAGUAUCAAUACAGAUAAAAGUACUGCGUGUAGUCCUGCAGCAGUACAGUACAAUGCAUAUGUGUGUGUAUGUCCUAGUGGAACUGGCACAUUGUGCAGCUCUGUUAUGUAAUCACAGUCCUCCCUCUUUCACAAAGUCAAGUAAAUCUGUAACUCAACGCAUUUUCCUCCUUCAUCCUCACACCAUCGACCCCAACCCCUCUGUGAAAGUGGGCAGGGUCUAACCAAGCCCCCCUGCAGCCACAGCCAAUCACAGUGCAGCUCAGCCUCUCCCUUGUCAUUAUAAAAGCUGGUGUGUUCCAGGGAGGUUCCAGCAGCCUGCCUGUUGUGUCCAGGAUCCAGCUUCUCUGCUCUGUCUCUCUCCACUGGAAACAUGUCUGUCCAAGCUGUGAAGAGCACGACCUUCUCCACGCGCGCUUCAUCCAGGGGCCCCUCCCAGAGCUUUAGCAGCCGCUCAUUCUCCGGCUAUGGAGGCGGUGCCAGCAGAGUGGUCCCCAGGCAAAGCUACACAGUCAGGAGCUCGUAUGGGGGUGGCAUGGGCUCCGCAGCAGGUGUGGGUGGGUUUAAGGUAGUCGGGGGUUACGUCGCGGGGGGUAAGGGAGCUGCAGGUGGAGGGGCUGUGGAGUAUGGUUAUGUGGGCUAUGGGGGGGAGAUGGGGGGAGGUAUGGGAGGGGGUAUGAUGCACGAAAUGCACGCGGCACCCAUCACAGCGGUCACGGUCAACAAGAGCCUCCUGGCGCCCCUCAACCUGGAGAUUGACCCCACCAUUCAAGCGGUCCGCACCCAGGAGAAGGAGCAGAUCAAGACGCUCAACAAUCGAUUCGCAACUUUCAUUGAUAAAGUGAGGUUUUUGGAGCAGCAGAACAAGAUGCUGGAGACCAAAUGGAAACUUCUCCAGGAGCAGACCACCACUCGCUCAAACAUAGAUUCCAUGUUUGAGGCCUACAUCGCCAACCUGAGGAAACAGCUGGACAGCCUGGGCCACGAGAAGGUCAAACUGGAGUCAGAUCUACACCACAUGACAGGGCUCGUCGAAGACUACAAGAACAAAUAUGAGGAGGAAAUCAACAAACGUAAUGACUGCGAGAACACUUUUGUGCUGAUGAAGAAGGACACAGAUGCAGCGUACAUGGUCAAAGUGGAACUGGAGGCCAAACUGGAUGCUCUGAGCGACGAAAUCAACUUCCUCCGACAGAUUUACGAAGCUGAGAUUAGUGAGCUCCAGGGACAGAUCAAAGACACAUCAGUCAUUGUGGAGAUGGACAACAGCCGGAACCUGGACAUGGACGCCAUCGUGGCCGAAGUCAGAGCUCAGUACGAGGACAUCGCCACCAGAAGCAGAGCUGAAGCUGAGACAUGGUACCAGUCUAAGUUUGCAGAGAUGCAGCAUUCUGCGGGCAAAUUCGGAGAUGACGUGAAAUCGACCAAAGCCGAGAUCGCAGACUUGAACCGGAGGAUCAUGAGGCUCCAGUCUGAGAUCGACAUGGCAAAACAACAGAGAGCCAACCUGGAGGCACAGAUUGCAGAGGCAGAGGAGCGUGGUGAGCUGGCAGUGAAGGACGCCAAGCUGAGGAUCCGAGAGCUGGAGGAGGCUCUGCAGAGGGCCAAGCAGGAUAUGGCCAACCAGGUCAGACAGUACCAGGAGCUCAUGAACGUCAAACUGGCCCUGGACAUCGAGAUCGCCACCUACAGGAAGCUGCUGGAAGGAGAGGAGAUCAGAUUAGCCACAGGAAUCAAGACCAACAUCUCCAAGCAGACAUCUGUGAACUAUAAUGCGUACGGCCUGGAGAGCUCACGCACUCCCUCGUACGUGGCCUGCUCCUUUGGGGGGAUGAAGGCGAGCGUCAGCCCUGUGAUCUGCGUUGAGCCUCCCACUGUGAAGAGCACCACCGUGACUAAAACCGAGACUGUGAUGGUGAAGACCGAGGAAGCCACACCGGUGCAAAAAGAGCCGGAGCCACAGGAACAACAGGAGCAACCGGAAGACAAGGAGGUCCAAGAGGAAGAAGCCAUUGAGGAGAAGAAGGAGCAGGAGCAGGAACAGGAACAGGAGAAGGAGCAAGAGCAGGUGGAGGCUGAACCAGCAGCUGAAUAAACCUGCACACGCCUGAGAUGAAAGCACUACAUUAUCUUACACUGAGAAUUCAUUCACCAAAGUGCUCUUCAACUGCUCAAUUGGGCCCUAAACUGGGUCAUCUGGAGUUUGAGGUUAUUGCAGAACUCAGUAACUUAUCUUGUUUUUCCCUGUCCAGUUAAAGGUACACUAAGCAUUUUUUCUGGUUCUCCAUGGAGAGCUUUGCUUUGCCUGGAUGCUCCACAGUUUAGCAUUAAAUGUAGAAAAGCAGGUGACGGCAUCAGGCCAAGUUACAUUGGGGAUGUCUGAUUUUCAAGCUAUUUAUAAAUCAAUGCCCAGUAACAAAAACCUGCAAGUUCAUAAAUGUGAAAUAUUUCAAGUUAAUGUCAUACUGUGGAUUCCAGGCAAUUUAAAAUUGUUUCCAUGGUGGCAGAGCCUCGAUCAGAAAAGUCACAUAGUGGACCUUUAACUGCAGUGGCCUCCCUCUCCAGUAUUCAUGUGAAGUUCUUCUGUCAUGACUAAAACUCGAAAAUAAAAUUCUCUGUUUGAAAACUGAUGUUGAUGAUGAGAUUUAUGAUUCUUUAUUCACAAAACCACAACUCAACCAAUGGCCACAAGUUCUCAAACAGUUGUGAAAGUGAAAAAAAAGUUACUGAGUUUUGUUUGAAGUUUAUAAUCACACUGGUCACAGAUAGGACCAGAAGAAGAGCUCAAAGUAAUCAUUUAUUCAAGUACUUGUUUUAGCGUACUGAAUUGACCUAUAAUAAUGUCUUCAAGCACAAUAUACAACACAGUAUGCAUUAUUACUGCUAUGUGCCUUAACAUGUACUUGAGUAAAAGUACUGAGCACCACUGUCUCAGUACACUGAGAACUAAAAGCACAUGAUUAAAACUAAAAUGACUUUCCAUGAGAGGUUCUAACACAACCCUGCACUGUACCUGGUUGCCCAGAAGGUGGCGCUGUUGCAAGUCUUGUCCCUGCUUUACUAGACACUGAAACUGCUCCUACUGAAAUGUAUCUGCUAA
Molecule: messenger RNA, 4777 nt
Organism: Boleophthalmus pectinirostris (great blue-spotted mudskipper)
Lineage: Eukaryota; Metazoa; Chordata; Actinopteri; Gobiiformes; Gobiidae
Product: keratin, type II cytoskeletal 8-like
Exons: 11
Coding region: 2051-3772 (573 amino acids)
Biological process (GO): intermediate filament organization; keratinization
Cellular component (GO): keratin filament
Molecular function (GO): structural constituent of skin epidermis
Source: RefSeq, a predicted model, not a curated record